Messenger RNA from Leptonychotes weddellii (Weddell seal), 2317 nucleotides. The record is from RefSeq and is a predicted model, not a curated record. NCBI's taxonomy places the organism in Eukaryota, Metazoa, Chordata, Mammalia, Carnivora, Phocidae.
GAGGGCCCCCGUGCCAGGACAGCUGUGCAAGCCCUGACCAGAACACACAGGAGCUGGAUGGGGAGACUGACCAGGGCUGGAGCUGCAGUCGCCUGGCAGAGAGAGGCCCAGCCUGGCAACAGGGGAAACUGAGGCAGCGGUGUGGCCCUGGAGACCGAGGGUCAGAGCUGGACCUACUGGGGCCAGGGUGCUGUCCUCCGUCUGGGUCCACAAUGGUUGCUGGGGUCUGGGUGGGAGUCUGACCUGGAGACCUAGGUCCUGCCGUCUGACUACCUCUGGGAACCCACCGGGCCUGUUGCCCGGAGAACAUGAGUGAACAGGAGAAGGAGACGGAGGAGGAUGAGGGAGGGGGCGCUUCCGACACAGCACCCAUGCUGCCAGGAAGACUUCCUGACUGCCAGGCCUCAGCCCUGAUGUCCCCAGGGUGGGUAGGCCUGGCAGUCCAAGGCUUCGGGACCCUGUUGCUGCCUGGCCAGGCCCUGGCGGGGCUCCUGCUGCACCUGCUGUUGCCCGCCGCCGUGUUCCUGAUGGUGCUGCUGCCGGCGGCGGCCAUCGUAUACCUGGGAUUCCUGUGCCACUCAAGGGUUCACCCGGCACCCCGCCCCGCGUGCCGCGCGCUCCUCUCGGACAGAGGCUCCGCGGCGCUCAUCGUCCUCGGCUUCCUCUCGCUGCCUCCGCUGCUCGUGCUUGCCUCGGCCGCUCGCACCCGCCUGGCCCGGCGCCUCCUCACGCUGCUACCCCCAACUUGGACCCCUGGACCCCGCCGCCACCCGGGGUUCAGCGACUGUGGGAGUGGGGAGGAGCAGCUCUGCGCCUGGGUGUGAGCCCCAGAGGCCUCUCCAAAGGACAAGAAUCCCAAAUCCGGGAAGGUCCCCGAACUCCUCCCCCCGCCCCCUAAGAGAGCCCCAGGCCUGCGAGCUCGGGGUCUGCGUCCAGGUUCUGUCCUCCAAAAUCGCGGGCAUACCUCGGGGCUUCGUACGCAGUGCUUCGAGUGGCCGCGAGAUGGCACCAGACUCCCCCGAACCGAGGUCCCCCCUUCCCCAAGGUCUCCCCACCCCCGCAGUCCCCUCUGAUGCGGAGGGGCUGGGAAGCCCCCAGGGAGGAGGGAGAUGCCUCUCAGAGAAGGGGCGCCCGGCCAGGCUCAGAGAAAGGGGGUCUUCCUGGCUUCUGUCCGCAGACCUACGGGCCCCUUGUGUGGUCAGUCAGAGGGCCUCCAGAGGGUUCCAGAAGUGGCGAGACUUGCCCGGGAAGAACAUGAUUCCAGAAGCUCAGCAAUGGCCAGCAGCCCCAGGCCUUGCAGGGCUCAGCCUGUGAUGGGGUUGCGGGCCCAGCUUGUGACCCGGGCUAGCAUCUAGACAGGUUGGACAGGUUAACUCAAGUCUGUUCUCUCUGGAUAAUUGUAAGAUCUUCUCUGUCUUUUCCCAUCUUUGGCUUUAAGCAUGUUUCUAGUUGUGGAUAUGUUCUUAUUCAUCCAUUUGGUAUAUACGGUGUUUCCUGUUCCUACAGAUCCCUAUCCUUCAUCAGUUCUGGAGAAUUCUCAACCAUUACCUCUCCAAGUUGGCCUCCCGUUCAUUCUUUUUUGGGAGCAUCUCUUCCCCUUCGCUCCCAGUGUCCGCUGGCCUCUCUUUUGUAUUUCCGUCUCCCCAACUCUGUGCUGCAUUCUGGGCAAUUUCUUCAUCUUCUUCAGGUUUCACUAAUUAUUUGAUUGUGUCUAAUUUGCCAAUUAAUGUGUUCAUUUAAUUUUAAGUUAUUAUCAUAUCUAAAAGUUAUACUUGUUUCUUAUUCAAAUCUCAUCAUUUUUGAUGGUCUCCGUGCAUGUUCGAUUUUUGGAUCCCAGUUUUGCUUCAAUUUCCUGAGCAUUUCACAUAUAGUUAUUUUAUAUUCUGUACCUAAAAAUUCCAGUUUCUUACUCUUUGGGGGAGGGUGUCCAAAUCUAUUAUUUGUUGUUUCUGAUGAUUCUCACUAAUAGUAUAUUGUUUCUUUGAAGGGAUGCUCAUUUCACACUGUCACCCCAUACCUGUGAACAUCCUGAGGACACAUCCCUCCGGGAAGGAUUCCCUCUGCAAGGCAUGCCCUUACCUGGGCCCUGCUCGGGUCCUGUGUGGGCUUUCAUAAUUGCAAUUUCGCCUCUCCAUCCCUGUGUAGAGGGGCCUCCCUGCUAUCCCACCUGUUUCCUUUCAUCUUCCUGGGUUUCUGUUCAUUACCCUUCUGUUUCUUUCUUUAUUUAUUCUUAGUGUUUUUAAUUUUGGGGGAGCCUUGAAGAUAUUUACUUCCUUGUAAGCCCAGCAGUGUAUUAAAAAUGUAUUUCUUGGGCGCC